Molecule: messenger RNA, 2490 nt
Organism: Ceraceosorus guamensis
Lineage: Eukaryota; Fungi; Basidiomycota; Exobasidiomycetes; Ceraceosorales; Ceraceosoraceae
Product: heat-shock protein 90
Exons: 3
Coding region: 76-2169 (697 amino acids)
Biological process (GO): protein stabilization; cellular response to heat; protein folding
Cellular component (GO): perinuclear region of cytoplasm; plasma membrane; cytosol
Molecular function (GO): ATP-dependent protein folding chaperone; ATP binding; ATP hydrolysis activity
Source: RefSeq, a predicted model, not a curated record
CCCUGAACAGUCACACAAGCCUUGCCUCACAUACACGCGCUUCGUUUCUCGAAUUAGCACCUAAAGAUAACAAACAUGGCCGCCGCUGCCCCAGAGACCUUCGGCUUCGCCGCCGACACCACGGCCCUUUUGGAUCUGGUGUGCAACACACUGUACCAGACCAAGGAGAUUUUCUUGAGAGAAGCCAUCUCCAACGCAUCUGACGCUUUGGAUAAGGUUCGAUAUGCUUCAUUGACCGACCCCAGCGUGCUCGACAGCGAGAAGGAGCUGUACAUUCGCAUUACUCCACACAAAGAGGCUGGCAUGCUCGCUCUCCGCGACACUGGUAUCGGAAUGACAAAGGCAGACCUUGUCAACAACCUUGGAACGAUUGCCAAGUCUGGAACAAAGGCAUUCAUGGAGGCUUUGUCUUCUGGUGCGGACAUUAGCAUGAUUGGACAAUUUGGUGUCGGCUUCUACAGCGCCUACUUGGUGGCAGACACCAUGCAGGUCAUUACAAAACACAAUGACGACGAGCAGUACAUCUGGGAGUCAUCCGCUGGAGGUACAUUCACCAUCAGACCCGACACAGAAAACCCUUCCCUUGGCCGCGGCACUGAAAUCAGGCUUUUCCUCAAGGAGGACCAGAAGGAGUAUCUCGAAGAGAAAAGAAUCAAGGAUGUGAUCAAGAAGCACUCCGAGUUCAUUUCUUACCCAAUUCAGCUCGCUGUGACCAAGGAGGUUGAGGAGGAAGUUGAGGAGGAGGAGGGAGACGACGGUGAACAAAAGACGAAGAUUGAAGAAGUUGAUGACGAGGAUGCCAAGAAGAAGGAGAAGAAGAAGGUCAAGAAGCAACAGACAACCAACGAAGAGCUCAACAAGACCAAGCCCAUCUGGACUCGCGACCACCAGACGAUCACUCCUGAGGAGUACGGAGCGUUCUACAAGUCGAUGUCGAACGACUGGGAGGACCAUCUCGCUGUCAAGCACUUUAGCGUCGAGGGUCAGCUCGAGUUCAAGGCAUUGCUGUACGUUCCCAAGCGCGCUCCUUUCGAUCUUUUCGAGACAAAGAAGAAGCGCAACAACAUCAAGCUCUACGUCCGCCGUGUUUUCAUCAUGGACGACUGUGAGGACCUCAUUCCCGAGUAUCUCAACUUCGUCAAGGGCAUCGUCGACUCCGAGGACCUGCCCCUCAACAUUUCUCGUGAGACCUUGCAGCAGAACAAGAUCCUCAAGGUCAUUCGCAAGAACAUUGUCAAAAAGACUCUCGAGAUGUUCAGCGAAAUUGCCGAGGACAAAGACAACUUCAACAAGUUCUGGGAGGCCUUUGGCAAGAACAUCAAGCUCGGUAUCCACGAGGAUGCUGCCAACCGCAGCAAGCUCGCCGAAUUCCUGCGCUUCCACUCUACCAAGAGUGGCGACGAGCUCACCAGCCUGAAGGAGUAUAUCACUCGCAUGCCAGAAAUCCAGAAGAACAUCUACUACUUGACCGGCGAGUCUCUGGCCGCCGUCAAGGACUCUCCCUUCAUCGAGGUCCUCAAGAAGAAAGGCUUCGAAGUUCUGCUCAUGGUAGACCCCAUCGACGAGUACGCCGUCACCCAACUCAAGGAGUUCGACGGCAAGAAGAUGGUUUGCGUCUCCAAGGAAGGUCUCGAGCUCGAGGAGACCGACGAGGAGAAAGCUGCUCGUGAGGAGGAGGCCAAGGGCGUUUCCGACCUCUGCACUGCCAUCAAGGAGAUUCUCGGCGACUCUGUCGAGAAGGUCACUCCUUCCAACCGUGUGGUCGGAUCCCCCUGCGUCAUUGUCACCGGUGCAUUCGGCUGGUCAUCCAACAUGGAGCGUAUCAUGAAAUCUCAAGCCCUCCGUGAUUCUUCCAUGUCAGGCUACAUGGCCAGCAAGAAGACCUUGGAGAUCAACCCCAAGAAUGCCAUCAUCAAGGAGUUGAAGAGCAAGGUUGCUCAAGACAAGAACGACUCUACCGUACGCGAUCUCGUCUGGCUAUUGUACGAUGUGGCUCUCCUCUCUUCCGGAUUCAGCCUGGGCGACCCAGCAUCUUUCGCCACUCGUCUUCACUCCCUCAUCGCUCUCGGUCUUUCGAUUGAAGAGGCCCCAGAAGAGGAGUCCGCUCCCGCCGUCGAGGAGAAGGCUGGCGAUGCAAACGCCGCUUCUGAGCUCGAAGCUCUGGACUAAAUGGGCUGAUGUGCAUCAAUAGAAUUCCGCGCCCGCGUUUCCUCGGCCCUUACGUGCUCACUGACACACCUGGCAAGCGCGCAGGUCUGCCUUCCGUUACGACUAUGACAUCAAAAUGAGAUGCACCUUUGUCAUCCUUCUUGUGGUCUGACGUGUGCGAUAAUGACGCAAUGGCGUGUCUGUGGCGUGUUGGUUAUCGUGGCAUGUCUUCCUAGAAUGUCGUCAGACGGGUACUAUAGUUACGCAGUGUCAAGGUCGACGUGUCACUUCUCGGCUCGCGAAGUGCUCGCGCCAAGAGUGAGAGUGCACCACGAUACGUGG